Oxyura jamaicensis (ruddy duck) is the source of this 1785-nucleotide messenger RNA. RefSeq names its product neurofilament heavy polypeptide-like. The coding region runs from base 170 to 1309 and encodes 379 amino acids. NCBI's taxonomy places the organism in Eukaryota, Metazoa, Chordata, Aves, Anseriformes, Anatidae. The record is from RefSeq and is a predicted model, not a curated record. The transcript has 2 exons.
GUGUUGUAGGUGAUGGAUGUUUAGUGGGAGGGCUGUGGAGUUGUGUUGGUGUGAAGCUGCUUCUUUGAGACAGUUUCCUGCUCAUCUUCAGGCAGUGUGCAGCUUGUAGCUGGGUGGCAUCACCUCCAGAAGGCAGCCGUUAAUUGGGUUACUUCUGUCAGCUCUGGCAAUGGGCGGUAUCUUUGGCAAGAACAAGAGGCUCUGUGUGUUUCCCAGGAAAGUUGUUUUCUGUAAGGCCAAGGGAAAAAAGACAUCAGGAGCUGCACAUAUGUCCCACGAUGCUUCAACAUGGACUGGGGAGAACCAUUUUCACUUGGCACGUAUAGGAAGGACCCCAGAAAGCCCUGAACCUUCUCUUGCAGAAUCAGAUAUUCCUGAAGGUGAGCCUGCUGCUCAAACUCAAAGGGACACAGGAGAUCCAGCUGCACCUCUGCAUGCACAGCACACUGAGACCCCACUUACUGCCUCUGCUACAGAGGCACAGGAUGGUGAGGUGCCACAGGACCCUGAAGCCAAACCUAUCACAGAGGAGACACAACAUCAGGAACCUGUUGAACAGACAAAACAAGAAGCCCGGUCUGCCAGGAGAAGCCUACAAGAGACCAGUGAAGCUCAAGCUGUUGAGCAGCCUACUGGUGGCUGUAAAGCCAGUGAGCAACUCAGCUGUGAGGGUAAUAAAGCAAGAUCUCCUACACAGACUACAGUAGAGGUUGAUGUCCAUGUGUGUGCAGAAGUCCAAGGUGUACCCAGUAAAGAUCAGUCUGUGGAGUCUGAGCAGCCGCAUCAUGCAGAAGAAGAUGCUGCAGUUGCUUGUGUUUCAGAGGAAACUUGUGAGGAAAAGAUACAUGAGGAAGUGCCUGUGGAGAGGACAGCUGAGUCCCCAGCUGCGUUGUGUAACAUGGGAGCAUCAGAGAUCUCUCUGAAGGCCACAGAGACAAGAGAGGGCAUCACAAAUGUGCAGAGAUCCGCAGAAAAGCAGACAGUGGAAGAAAAAGCAUGCUGUGCUGCUAAGGCCCCACCUGAUCUCCAGCUGGAAGAAGACGCAGAGGUUGUUAUUAGCGAGUAUGUGGAAGAAAAUGCUUCUGAGUCAGAGCAAGCUGGAGAAAUGGCUGAGGUUGGUGAUGACGGGCAAACAUCAAAAGAGAUCCCAUGCUGUCUGGCAGAAACUCUGACUGCUCUGCAGGAUAAGGAGAUGAUUAAAGCUAGCAAUGGGGGAGAACCAGCCUGCUGCAGAGAACUGCUGGAAGAGCACCUGAAAUCUGAUGCAGCAACCACUGAGCAGACUCAGGGUUUGUCUGCUGCAGAGUGAGCCUGCUGCCUUGAUCCUGCAAGGAGCCAAGAUGGGCAAGUACCCGAUGGGUGCUUGUAUCCUAAAGGACUUGGGACAGGGUGGUCAUUAAAUCCUGCUUUGAAAAGUGGUACUGCACUUCAGGCUGGGAUAUAGCCUUCUGCAGGUGGCACCAAUUACUGUCCUUCCCUAGUUGGGGGGUGGUAUGAGGUGAUGGGAUAUGGGCAAGUGUACCUCAGUACAAGUAUGUUUAUGUAGAUAACUUCCCUGUCUCCUCCACAUUCACACACACCCAAGCUAGGGCUAGCACUUGAUAACUUUCUCUGUGUGACUGCACAGGGUUAAGUCUUCUCUGACAAACAAGCCAGACCUACUAAUUAUUCUUGUCUGUAUACCCUACUCUGACUGUCACUGCUUGAAACUAUGCUGAAAUGCUGUGUGGAUUGUGAAGUCUGUGCUGCAAUUGUAAUCAAUAAAGGGGCAUAUUUUAAUGCUGA